UCACCUCAGACAAGCCAAUACCAUUGGCAAAUGACGGUGCGCGACAAUUCGAAGCGUGGCCAGCUAAAAGUGAAUAAGCACUAAAUAUACAGUUAUUUUCGGUGUUUUUGUUAAGAAGUAUAGUCAAAAGUAAAUAAAUAAAAAUAAAAUAAAAAAUUAAUGCUAUCCUCAAAUAUACGCGUGUGUGUUUAAAUUGAAUAUUAAAAAUUAAAAAAAAAAAUAACAUAAUUAUUCAAAAGAAAUGGCCGCCGAAGUGACAACAGAUGUAGCGCCUGCCAAGGGCAUUGUUGACAAUAACAAUGAAACAAAGCCCAAUCGCACGCUCGCCAGCGGCUUGCAAUGUAAAACAGAAGCCGCCGAGCACAAAAAGGAUGCGCCCGCAGAUUUCGAGACGGCUAUGGAAGUAGCGGGUUUUGGUGCAUUCAAUAUUUUGCUAUUGAUAUGUGUGUUGCCCGCAGCGAUAGCCACGAUUGUCGAAACGUCCACCAUGUCGUACAUACUGCCGAGUGCGGAAUGUGAUCUGAAGCUGACGCUGCUGCAUAAGGGACUGCUAAAUGCGAUUACAUAUGCAGGCAUGAUCAGUUCAGCCGUGCUGUGGGGUUAUCUCGCCGAUACGAAGGGUCGCAAAAAAUUGCUCGUCUUCGGUUAUCUAAGUAAUAUUAUAUCGGUAUUGGGUGGUGCUUGCAGUCAAAAUGUCAUACAACUGAUGGUCUUCAAAUUCAUCUCCGGAUUUAUCAUGUGUGGUCCAUUCGCUGUACUCAUGAGUUACGUAACCGAAUUGCAUGGCAAGAAAUAUCGUUCGCGCAUGGUUAUGCUGAUAGGACUUAUGUUUUCGGUGGGCAAUAUAACAAUGCCCGUAAUUGCUUUGCUUGUUUUACCCAGUCAUUGGGACUUUAAACUGUUGGGCCUGCAGUUUCAUUCCUGGCAAGUAUUUUUGGCAAUCUCCGCGAUACCCUGUCUACUUGGCGGCAGUUUACUUAAUUUCUUCCCCGAAAGUCCGAAAUUUUUGAUGUCACAAGGUCGUAAUACCGAGGCUUUGCGUGUUUUCCAGCGCAUCUACGCGCUCAAUCAUCGGAAGCCGCGUGAAGAUUACCCGAUUAAAGAGCUCGCUAAUGAAUUGCUAAGCGAAAGCCAAAAAGAGAGCGAUGCCUCAACGGUUAGCAUAGCUACAAUUGAAAGUUCUAUUCCAAAGGAGAAGGAAGCCAUAGGUGCUAAAAUGGACGUGAAAGAGAAGAAGCCCAAAAUCGGUUUGCGUCAAGGUUGGGAACAAUUACGUCCAUUGCUUACUAAACCUUAUCUUGGUCUGUCUGCGCGCGUCUAUCUCAUGAAUUUCGCACUUUUGUUUGGUCAAAAUACCUUGCGUCUAUGGGCUCCACAAAUGUUUGCCUCUAUUGAGGAAUAUGAGCAGAUGUACGGUACAGACGGCGCUACCAUGUGUUCCAUUUUGGAGUACAGUGUUAAUAAGACGCAAUUAUUGAAGGCUGAGCUGGCAAAUUUGGAAAUGAGAAAAUGUGAAGUGGUUAUUACAGCCGCCUCUUAUACCAACAAUAUAACUGUAGCAGUCGCCGGUUUCUUAGGUUAUGUAGUUGCUGGUUUCAUUGUUAAUCGUAUUGGCAGCAAAGUAAUGCUUACGAUUACCUCCACAAUUGCGGGUCUUUGUGCGAUCGGUCUGUAUUUCUCAGUAUCCUCGUUGAGUACAUCAAUUAUUGUUGCAGUAUCGGUGACAAUGGGCAGCUUAUCAGCCAUGUCCAUUAUUAGCUCAUCAGUCGAUCUAUUCCCAACGUCUUUGCGCACAAUGGUGGUUUCUUUGGCAAUGAUGAUUGGACGCACUGGCUCUAUAUUGGGCAAUGUAUUGUUUCCCAUUUUCAUGUCCUUUGGCUGUAUACCACCAUUCAUUAUGCUCACGACCGUAAUGUGGUCGGCCGGAAUUAUGUCAGCAUUUUUACCAAACACCAAGAAGAUGGUUAUGAAAUAGGAACGCUCUUUUGUUUACGUUAAAAUAUGCAUACAACAUGUGCAGCUGUGUAAUUGUUGUUAGAUUAUAUGAGAUUAUUUAUUCUAUUAUUAAGACUUUUUAAAUAUUUAAGUUCCUACAAUAUGUUCGUUAUUUACAAAUAAAUAUUAAAUAAGACAAGA
Zeugodacus cucurbitae (melon fly) is the source of this 2136-nucleotide messenger RNA. RefSeq names its product synaptic vesicle glycoprotein 2B. NCBI's taxonomy places the organism in Eukaryota, Metazoa, Arthropoda, Insecta, Diptera, Tephritidae. Gene Ontology annotation, biological process: transmembrane transport. The coding region runs from base 242 to 1975 and encodes 577 amino acids. The record is from RefSeq and is a predicted model, not a curated record. The transcript is spliced from 11 exons. Gene Ontology annotation, molecular function: transmembrane transporter activity.